AUACAAUGCAUUCAAAUGACAUUGUCUGCGCGUUUCUGUUUGAGUUCGGGAAAGUAAACGUCAGUCGAGAACAAUGUCGUUGUUUCGAAUUUCAUUUCUGAACUAAACAAAACCUCCAAAAUACACAUCAAAUACAAAACUAAGAAAACAUAGCAUCCAUGGAAGACGAUCAUACUGCCCAGGAAGAAAAAACCAACGGCGUCAAAACCCUAGCCUCAUUCUACUCCAGUUAUCUAUCGAACCGUUUAGCGACUUUACUUCCCUCCUCUGACUCUUACGUUUUCGGGAAAAUUUCAAAUCUCUGCCGCCAAACAGUCCGCUGCACUUCUCGCAAACGCAGAGCUUGUCUCCCUCUUCCCUUGCCUUCCUACACGCCCGAAUCUUCUCUGGUUGUGAAACAGGCAUCUAGAGUAUAUGAAGUUUUGGAGGAUAUAUUAGAGUGCGCUUUAACAAAUUUGCAUAAUAUACAGAAGAAUUUGCAAUUUUGGCAAUCUAGAGCAGAGGGUUCUAAUUCUAGAAAAUUAUACUUCAUGAUCUUUGAGAGAGGGCCUAGGGCUUUCAUUAAUGGAACUGUUCAAUUAUUGCAAGAAUGUAUUGCUCAGGGUCCUUCAAUGCAGCAUAUAUGUCAAUCUGCAUCUGCUUAUAUAUCUGAGAGGCUGACUGUUUUAACUGCAUUAAGGCGCGUAUUGGCUACAUUUUUGGCUGAGGUCUACAUGGAAGUUGAUAUACAUGGAGAAGAGUUAAUGAAGGACCCAGAACAGUACUUACAAUCAUUUUUAGUUACUAUCAAUCGCUUAUUUUCAAAUUUGGAGGCAUCGAUUACUCAUUUAUGUGUGAUACACCAGUCUGAUCCUUCUGUUGAUGGAAACUGUUCAUUUCCUCUGCUGUUUGAGACUCUGCCAGAAGUUAAUCGAGAAGGGUCUCAGUGGACUGACCAUGAAAUGACGGAUUCCAUUGACUUGGUAUAUAAAAAUCUACAGAAAUUGGAUUCUUUCUUGUCUCUUAUAGUUGCCAAACACCAAAAGCCAAAGAAAGUGACUCAGUACUGGAUCCGUUACACGUGUGGUGCAGUUGGCCUUUCUGUUUGUUCUAUGUGGCUCCUCAGGCAUAGUCGUUUGAUGGGAAGUCCUGAUAUUGACAAUUGGAUUCGUGAAGCAAAGGACUCAACUGUUAUCUUCUUUAAUGAACAUGUGGAACAACCGCUUCUGUCCAUUAGAGAUGAACUUUUUGAGACAUUCAGGAAGAGACACAAAGGGGUUAUGGAGAUAGAAGAAGUGCAGUUGACUGCAAAUUCUUUGCACAGAAUGUUACUGGCUUUCAGCGAGCAGACAAAAGGUCAAAAGUUUCCAGAGAAUGCUUCAGAUCAAGAAUUGAUGGAAGUAGUUAUGGGAAGGUAUGAAAAGGAACUGACGCAUCCUAUUCAAAAUCUUCUAAGUGGAGAGCUUGCUCGUGCUUUACUUAUCCAGGUUCAGAAGCUAAAACUGGACAUUGAGACGGCAAUGCUUGAACUGAAUCAGAUUCUCAAGGCAAAUGAAAUAAACUUUGCUAUUCUAGCUGCCUUGCCAGCAUUUUUUCUCUCUCUCAUUCUUCUAAUGUUAAUACGGGCAUGGUUUAAACAGGAUACUAAAGCAGAAGGAAGAGGGAGAGUUGCCCGACGCCAAAGGAGGCUACUCUUGGUGGAGGUCGAGAAAAAGAUUAUGCAAUAUCAAACAUUUGUUGAUCAAGGACUGGAAAAAGAGUCGCAUUGCAUGUUUGGAUUGGUAUUAUACAGUUUAGAUCGCCUGUUUCAUGCUGUUGAGAGGCACGCAAAAGCAACUGGUGAAUGGCAAUGUUUGAGACAGGAUAUUAUUGAUCUGGGAAAACCGAGAGUUCAAACCUCGUAUAAACUUGUAGUGACAUCACGAAUGGAGCGUGUCUAUGAGUGCUUGCUUCCUUCAUUAAAACAACAAUAGCUUUCUUUCUUUUUCUUUUCCUAUGAAUUCUACUGACCAUCAUAGUGAAAAGUAGGAAAAGCCCCAACUAAUUUUGCUGCAAAUUUCAGUUUUUUAAGGAGCAUGUGCUCAUCAAGUCGUACAGUUGGUUCCUUUACAAAGGUAAAUCUCUCGGUUGGUUAUUUCUGGUCCACAUCUGCUUUCACAUUUUGCUUAGGAGUUUCGGUUACCAUAAUCUUUGUAAUCUUGUAUCAAGAUUAUUCUAUCGAAAAGUAGAAAAGAAAAAUCAGAUUAUAGACCGAUUCAUUGUCGGCCUCAUGUUUUUUAAUCCCUUCAUAGCUUCUCAGUGAGCAACAUCUGAUUUUGUGUUGUAAUGUAUAUGCAAGUAAGUUUCCCACUG
Messenger RNA from Jatropha curcas, 2331 nucleotides. It is a transcript of the gene DGS1, whose product is annotated as dgd1 suppressor 1. Gene Ontology annotation, cellular component: mitochondrial outer membrane. NCBI's taxonomy places the organism in Eukaryota, Viridiplantae, Streptophyta, Magnoliopsida, Malpighiales, Euphorbiaceae. The record is from RefSeq and is a predicted model, not a curated record.